This is a messenger RNA of Knipowitschia caucasica, 912 nucleotides long. NCBI's taxonomy places the organism in Eukaryota, Metazoa, Chordata, Actinopteri, Gobiiformes, Gobiidae. The record is from the annotation of a GenBank genome assembly.
AUGGAGAGGUGUGGGGAGGGGCCGCCCGCAGGGUCUGCAGAAAGGAUAAGUUUUCUGAUUGAUAAAGUCACAGCCUUCACUCACAACACCAUCAGCCUCACCUCAGGAGAGGAGAUUAACCAUGAACGAAACCUCUAUUCCACACUGAGGAAGGAGUUUGGGCUUUGGAAAAAAACCAUUGAGGAUUCUGGGAUUACAUUCAGUUGGAAGCUUGGCCAAGAGGUGGCCCAUUAUGAUCGGAUGUAUAGAGGCAGAGAACUGCCCGGGUUCAUUAACUACAAGAUGUUUGAACGAGUGAUUAAAGAGCAGAUCAAGCUCCUGGAGGAGCCGGCCAUCACCAAACUCCAACAAGUGUCAGAAAUGAUCAAGAAGGAGAUGCUGAAGCUGGCACAGGAAAGCUUUGAGGGAUUUCCAAAUUUGAUCAAAACAGCCAAAAUCAAAAUUGAGGACAUCUGUGAGGACAAAGAGGCUGCAGCUGAGGCCAUGCUGAGGACUCAGAUCCAAAUGGAGAUGAUUGUCUACACACAGGACGGUAGAUACGGCAAGAAGUUGGGGAAACGCAAGCGAACCGAGGCUAACGAUGCUCCAAGUCAAUCUGUGUUCAGCACCUUCAGCCCCAACAGCUCCAUCAGCUCCAACAGCACCACCCUCAAAGAAAUGAUGACCCAUCUGAAAUCCUACUACAAUAUUGCGGGGCAGCGGCUGGCGGACUAUUUGCCGAUGGUAAUCAGAUACCAGCUGCUGCAGGAGUCGUCCGUGGAGCUGCAAAGACAAAUGCUACAGUCACUUCAGAACAAAGAGGAAGUGGAGGAUCUUCUGAAAGAGGACUGCACCAUGGGAGAAACCAGGACCAGACUGCAGCAGCGCCACCACCGCCUCCACCAGGCCCGCUCCCUGCUGUCCAAGUUCUGA